Molecule: messenger RNA, 4659 nt
Organism: Ectocarpus siliculosus
Lineage: Eukaryota; Phaeophyceae; Ectocarpales; Ectocarpaceae
Source: the annotation of a GenBank genome assembly
AUGUCGCCACGGAUGAGCUCAGGUUCACCGAGGAAGCGUUCAACAGCAUCGGACAAUGACGGUUCGGUUGUAGGAUCGAGCGAACCGGUCAGACAUCCCGCCAAUCACGCUGGGGCACUGCCACCGCUGAACCUCCGAGGUGACCUGGGUGCGGAUCCUUCAGCCAAUCAGCCUUCACCCAACGGGCGGCGGUCGGUAAACGCGGCAAAAGACAGCAAGGACGGCCAAUUGAGGACCCGUGGAAUCUCGCUGAGAGGCGCUGCGGUGGCGGUCGCAACCGCUGCAACCCUGCGCGACUACCGACGGAACACCGCCGCGAUGCACGUCGAUCUGCUCAGGGUAUUCGUACCAGAUAUCCUCAUCAACUACUUGGAAAACGCCUCCAAACCACUCGAGUCUCAGGCGUUCUUUGUCAAGGCGGCGUGCAUGUGCGCGGACAUUUCCGGCUUCACCGCUCUUUCGGAGAAGCACUGCAAAAAGGGCACGGCGGGAUUGGACACCCUGGUGCAGAUAAUCAACAGCUACUAUUCGAACUUGGUGAAUAUUGUCUAUUCCUUCGGCGGUGACAUCAUCAAGAUCGCGGGGGACGCGCUGUACUGCGUGUUUAUGCCGGACGAACACGACCUGAGGGGAGCAGUGUUGUGCGCGGCCUUGUGCAGCAUGCAGCUUCGGGAGGUUGCAGCCGACGGGCUUACCCUACAUGUUGGGAUAUCGUGCGGGGAGCUGUGCUUCGGGAUUCUGGGAGGCAUCGACAACUACUGGGAGUGCCUAAUGAGCGGGGUUCCCAUUGGCCUGGUGGCAGAAGCUCUAGACGAAGCCAAGAAGCAGGAGGUGGUCGUAAGCGUGGAGUGCAUGUCCAUCAUCGGAGACUGCUGCCGGGGGACUCCACUCCCGUCCCGCAACGUCCUUCUCCACACCCUGGAGCCACCGCGGAGGGAAAAGCGGGGAAGCGUUCGCAUGGCCAACAUGAUCGCCAACAAGGGACUGCCGGUGGAGUUAGAGCCCACGGAAGGCUUGUUUCCUGAGGCAGCAGAUGCAGCUACAGCGGCCGCGGCGGCCGCGGCGGCGGCUCGGUUAGAGGCAGGGACAGGACAAGGGGAGGCAAAACGGGCAACACCUGAAGGCUCAUCGCCCCAACCGCAGUCUCCAACAAGUUCGGUUGGGUCUGUGGCCGCGAGUGCUACAAGCGUAGGCGAAUGUGCAAGCGCGGGUGGCAAGAACGUGGAGGGAGCGCGAGGGGCCGGGGGGGCUGUGGAUGCGAACGCAGCAUGGGUCAGCUCCAACGCCAAGGCGAGGGAGAGGAAGGCGGGGAGCAAGAUACUUGGAGAUGACUCAGUUCACGCGCUAGGGGCGGCGGGAAAAAUGAGAGUCGAGGUUUCGUCUGCGGUGUUGCCCGUGCUCCAAGGCUUCGUGCCAGGCCCCGUUACCGACUUGUUGGCGGCUGGUAUCUUCAUGUACAUGGCGGAGAUGCGAACGGUCACGACUCUCUUCGUGAAGCUCGACAGCUACUCCCCGGAGAAGCACAAGAAUCUUUUGUCACUGCAGAUCCACCUGACGACCAUCCAGAAGAUUCUAGCAGAGCACGAAGGGUUCUUGAGGCAGUUCCUCGUUGAUGACAAGGGGUGUGUGCUGAUCGCAUGCUGGGGAGUGCCCGGUCGGAGCUAUCCCGACAACGGCAACCGAUGUCUUGCCGCCGCGGUGGAGAUACACGCAAGUCUCCAAGUCAGGGACAUGAAGACAAGCAUGGGGAUAACGACGGGCCACGCUUUGUGCGGCCGUAUGGGGGGAAAGAUCCGAUCAGAGUAUGCUAUGGUGGGAGAUGUUAUCAACUUGGCGGCCAGGUUGAUGGGCAAAGCAAAGGGCCGCAUCGUGUGUGACGAGGUCACCCACGACUUGGUGUGCUGUAACGAGACCAUGGUUGCCCUGUUCAAGCGUUUGGACCCGAUGAUGCUCAAGGGGAAGGAGCACCCCAUCGCGCCCUUUGUGUGCCUGGCGCAGCAAGGUUCUGACAUGUGGGAGACGCACAAGCAGCUGAGGAUGAUUGGAAGAAUAAACCUGCAGAACUCGUCGAUGGUUGCGGAUCGAGUGAAGAAGUCCGCCUCGCAAUUCUUCAGGAGGAAGAUCGUUCGGGAAGUGUAUGGAAGCGCCGAGCAACCUACGACAGAUGUGGCAAUCAGAGCCUUAAAGGCGGUACUUGGUGUGGACUUGGGCGGAGAGACCGAGGGCGAGAUCCUCCAGGCCGUGCGGAGGCCAAGCGUUGGGGGACGACUGCCACUUCACGUCGUGCACUCGGUUAUCUCGGAGCUGGCUACACACGCGCUAGGGAACUUGCCCGCCGUGUUUAUUUUGGACAACGUGCACCUCAUGGAUAAGAUGAGCUGGAAGCUUCUCAUUCAGCUACUGUACUGCCCUCUGCGGCUGCUGCUGGUCCUGACGGCCACACCGGUGGAGGAAGACAUCCAGAAGAAGAAAAAUCUGUUUCACGCGAAAAAGAAGAGUCAGAUAACAAGCCCGACCGCAAAAGCGGAGCGGGCAUCAGAGGGGCCGAACUUCGUGUGGCACGGUGAUCAUGGCGAGACUCACUUGCACAUGCAGCAGUACAUUCGGGCCACCCAGCUGCCGAUCACGACGAAAUUCUCUCUUAGCCCCUUUUCCAAGGAAGAGUUACGCCAACUGCUUCAACAUACCCUUGCGCCCCAAGAUAGGGCGGGUAUCACAGAACCGUUAGUCGACACAGUGUACAGCCUAUCCGGUGGGAACCCCUACUGGUGCGUUGAGGUGGUGCGGUUCAUCAAAGAAAACAGCGUGGGGAUUUUUAUGAGCCGAAUAGCGGUACAGGAAUCCGGGGGUGGCGGCGAGGACAGCGGAACUGUCAACGGCUCUGCCGUCAGCUCUCCCGAGGAGGCCAUGAUGGGACGGAUGGGCAUCCUCGUAGUCUGCCGUUUUGAGCGACUUCUGGUGGAAGAACAGGCUCUUGUCACGGCGAGGUUCGUGGUGUAUUCCCGGCAUACCUACUACAAGUUCCGGAACUCGAUGGUGCACAUGGUGCUGUAUAACCUCACCCCGGCUUCCAGUCGGAAGCGAAUGCACAAGGCUGUUGCACAGCACUAUAUCAUGAGCCAUGGGCAGGACCCACUCUAUCUCCCGGUCAUGACCUACCAUCUCCUUCAAGCGCGGGUGGAUCCUAAGCAAGCGGUGACGUUCGUGUGUAGGACAGCGGCGCACGCUCUCGUGGCGCUGUGUUACGAGGACUGCAUGGAGGCACUGGAGAAAGCGAUCGAGUUUGUGAGCUGCACUUCGGACAUUCACGCGGUGAUGUUCGUCCACCACUACAUUUCGACGAUGCACGAGAUGGGGCAUACGAUGUUGCGAAACGGCAGCCUCGGAGCUGGGGGCUCACAGACCGAACGAGAAGGGGAGGGCGACCCAAAUGCAAGAAACAGAGAAACAACUACCGCCAAAGAGACAGAUAGUGGUCGAAAGCAAGGGCCAAGACGCAGAGCCAGCAGUGGCGCCAAAGAGAAUAGUAGCGGUCGAACAAUAGGGUCAUGGCUAGGAGGAAUCGAGGGUCGAGUGCAAGUGCCGAUUAAACCAGCACAAGAGUCAAGUAGUGGGCGACAGGGGGUGUCAGAGAAACCGAGGGCGGGGAGACCAGGACCAGGGCAAGGGGGGGCAAUGACGGGAGACGGGAGCUUCGAGCUUUUGCCUGAGGACUCGGAAAGAAGGAUGUCCGAGGUUGGAUCAAAUGUAUCGGUGGUCGCGACCGGAACUCAAACACAAGCACUGGGCAUCCGCAUUGCGAGGCUAAAAAAACUCCUAAAAGAGCCGCACGCCAGGCUUUGUUCAGCGGGACAGUUUUGCCCGACGCUGCAGGACGUCUUUCCUUCCCCUCGACGACAAGCGGCGGACGACGAUUAUGCCGACUCGCUGCUCAAGCACUCAGCGUCCAUGUCACCUCGGUCUCCGAAGAACACGUUUUCUGGUUCCGGCGGGGCAUCCGACUUUUUCGAGGAACCGGUCGAGACGGGGGGAACCGACAUGAUAAUGGACGAGACGCUUUCGUGGUUGGCGGGGGGUAACAACAACGACAAGGGCGGCGAAGACGACAAGAAUGAUGACGAUGGCCACAACACAGCCGGUGGAAAUCCCGCCCGACCUGCCGGUAACGUCUCGAGAACCCAUUCCAACUUGAAUGAAGAGGACGAGCUCUGUGGAAGAUCUGUGAGUUCUUCGAAGCCCUAUACCGACCUUCCUUCGGACGGACGGAGGUCUGGAGCGCUCACCUCGGUGGGGUGGGAAGUGGCCCAUCUGCUUCAUGUUUGCCUGGGGCGCUACCUCCAGCCAGGCGGGCCGUCACCGGGGGGCCCAGAAACGGCCGAUGGAAGCUUCUCGAUUUCCAUGCAUCGGCUUCCGCCAGAAGCGGGGGACGGCGCUGAACUUCCAGGCCAGGAGAGCGAUGACGAUGGGAUCAGUCGGAGGAUAUCACACGAUGAGACUGACAUGCCAAGGUACGGACCGAGGACGGGUCACCCAGGCGCAGCUGGCAUGCGGAAAAUCCGAUCGAAGCUUCACGCGGCAGGUGAGCAAGGCGAUGUCCGAAUUUUCUGGCGCCUCGCCGCGAUCGAACUCGACGCAGAGAGGCGGCAGCACCAGCGGUGA